Adineta ricciae is the source of this 384-nucleotide messenger RNA. The record is from the annotation of a GenBank genome assembly. NCBI's taxonomy places the organism in Eukaryota, Metazoa, Rotifera, Eurotatoria, Adinetida, Adinetidae.
AUGAUAGACAUUGCUACCAUAAACGCUCUGAUGGUCUGGAAAGUGAAGAAUCCUCAAUGGAAUCAGAAUACAAAUCAUAAACGUCGAUUAUUUUUGGAAGAAUUAGGAUUAGCACUAGUAUCGCAUCUGUUGGAUUUUCGUUCGAAGAACUCGAAAUUUUUUAACACAAAUAUUCUAAAUGCUUUAGCAAUCGUCGGUUAUCCUGCGUCGAAGAACGAUCCGGCAGAAGCGAAUGAAAAUCCCACUCAACCAAAACGAAAAAGGUGCUCCAUUUGUGAACGUUCUACAGACAAGAAAACAUCAAUUCAAUGUUUCAGUUGUUCUUCGUUCGUUUGUAGUGAUCAUUCUGUCAAACGUGUCUUUUGUAUUAAUUGUUCUAAAUAA